AUGGAUCCUUUCGCGAUGCUGCUGGCUCAAGCCCAGCAAUCCGCCGAUCAACAGAAUAAGGAAGAAUCGGAGCUCGAACGUCUUGAAAUGCUCAUCGGCCAGGAAAUGUCGAUGCUCACCCAGCUGGAGCUCACCCGGGAACAACGUCUUCAAGAAGUCGAAAUGAAGUUCCAAUGCGAGCUGGAAGGACUGGAGAGAGAUCAGGAGAUUAUCCGUGGGCGGAGCGAGCAGAAGAUCGACCUUCGACGGGAAGUCGUCCUCAAGGAGUUGACGACGUGGGAAGACGGCUUCCGGAACAAACAACAGGUCAAAAAGGAUCGUCUUGAAGCGGAGAAGGCGUCGUUGGCCAGAGAGGUCGAGAAGUUGACCAGAAAUGUUUCCGAUAAACAGAAGGAGGUAAAGGCAAUUUUUUUAAUAUGGGAAGGUUCUGUAAAGACCUGAGAAAAGGUUCCCGGAAAUGCCCUCAUGUAGAAGUUUCAAGCGCUUUUUUCCAUGAUUUUUGUGCAGGUUUUUUUUUCAAAAAUGGAACUUUUUUUUUUACAAUAAAUAAGAAAAGUUGGAGCUUCUUUGAAAAGUUAGUUUAGCCAUUUUUUUACCUUUUUUUCAGAAGUUACCCCUAUUUUGUGAGAAAUCGAGCGAGUUCAAAAAUAACAAUAGACCUCCCAGAAUUUUUCAGUUUAAAUAUAUAUGUUUGCGGAGAAUUUUCUUUCUGUCAAAGUGAGUCAAGCUCCUUUUUCGUGCUUUAUCGUCAGUAAAUUUUUUGAAAACUCAAAAAAACCAUAGUGAGAUGACCAGACUUUUAAAUAUAAUUACCCUAUGGUUUCUAAGUUAGCCUUUUUAUUUUUAUAUUUACGGUUUCUUUCAGUUGCUCGACCGCCAGAUAGAGUUGAAACAUGAGGCGCUCGAUAGGGCCAAAGAACGCGCUGAGCACGCCGCCGAACGAAGGGCCGCCCAUCAGACCCAAAUCAAGGAGAUCAAGCUGAAGAUCGCCGAGAAGAAGAUGAACUCGCACAAGGCCGACGGCAUCGCCGAGUCGAUUUCCUGCAGCGCCCACCAUCAGAACGUUAUCUCUGCGCGUUGUCGCGGUAUCCGCCAGGCUCAAGAUGACGUCACCGACGCCUGGAAUCUUCUCCGAUCUUCGGUGCGUCUGAAUCGAAAUCAAGACGUUCCUGAAGGGGACAGCGCAGUGGACAAAAAUCAGUCACAAAGUACCGCGCCACAGUUGCAGAAAACUGGGCGUGGUUUCAUUCGCAAGUUCAAAACCCUACUACCUUUUGCUUGUUUGUUUCUGAGUGUUACUUUUGUGUUCGGAUUGUUCGUCAGUUUUGACUUCAUAUAAAUUGGUUGUAUAAUGUCGCUACUUGGCCGUUUACCGCUUUAGUUGAGAAAAAACGAAAAAAAUGAGAAUUCGCAGUUUUUUUAAAAAUUAAUUUGAGUUCGUUCUGCUCGAUUUCUGUGCAGAAUGUGUUUUUUUCUACAAACCUUAACUUUUUUUCAAAAAAAGUUUUAUAGAAAAAAAUGGAUUUUUAUAUGAUUUUGUCAAAGUUUUUGAGAGUUCCGCGCGAUAGGCAAAAACUUUGUGGUAUGUCUAUAUUUCAGUUUGAUAGUUAAAAAUCUUCACACAAGUUCAUUGGAAAUAAUUUGGUUGAUUAGGAUAUAGGAAAAUUUUUAGAAACCACCUCCGAAAAUCGCAGAACUACGUAAAAAUGUGUGUUACUCCAUCGUCAUUCGAUGUGAUUUUUCUCAAAAAUUCUCGAAAAUGUUCCAUUCAAUCAUCAUUUUUUUCAACGUUUUUAUCAUCUCUUUUACCUUUUAAACAAUGAUUACCAUAGGUUUAUAGCUGAAAACUUUUCGUAAAACCGAAAUGAAGACUGAGAAGGCGGAUAAUUUCCAUUAAAACUCCAUUGAAUAGCUUCAUUAUGAUUUGAAAGCUUCUAGUAUCCCAUGGAAACACCGGAAAUCGAAAAAAAUAUUAUAAAUUCGAUCGAAACGCCUCAGCAGAAGAUAAAACCGAAAUUUUAAGAAAUUGUGGGCUUCAAAAAAAAAAGUCUGUUACGCAAGUACGCUUCAACCAACGCAAGGCCUCUUUUAAGACAAAUUAUCAUUAUUUUUUUCUAGCCAAAAUACCGUAUGUUUCCAAAUCACAGAAGCACGCAAAAUAGCUCUGUAUACUGUAGUUUUUCCUGCUUUGAAAAAACCUGUCAAGGACUCGCGAAACUUACUGUAGCGAAAAUGGAAGAUUUCCCUAAAAAUUUUUUUUAAGCUCUCCAUCAAAAAUUCCAAUGGAAAAAUUAGUUAUUUUAGUAGGAAAUUGAAUCUCCCUAUGCCUUCUUCAAAGUGAUUCCGGGAAAUUCGAAAUGAUUUCUGACUCUUCAAAUUGAUUUUCCUUGGCUUUUUUACUCUCAUUUUGAGUAUCCCGGAAUUACAUAAUGCGGCGUUAUUUCAUCAUUUUCUUUGAAACAGAAAACUGUUCCUUGAUUUUUUUUUUAUCGAAAAAUAUUAAAAGGUUUCAGAUCACGAACUACGACGGGAACUCCAACAGAGAUCCGGAUAUUGAUGUAACUCAAAUUUUUUUCGACUGAAAUGAACUUCAAUAUUUAAGAAACGAGCCCAAGCUCUUUUGGACAAAGUCGAAAGUCUGAUCAAAUGUGCUCGUUCCGCACGCGACGACUGUGAUGCUCUGGUCAGCAUUCCGGUCGAUAAACGCGUCGCUUUGAAGGUUUUGAAGACGUCCUUUAGGAUUUGAUAGAAUAUUUUCAGUUGGUCUGUGAUAAAAUGAUCAAACUGUCGGAUCAGAUCAUCGAUAGGAUCACGAGCAUCGCUUCCGCUGUGCAGGUAAAGCAUGGGGGAAAAAAAAUACUUAUUGUUGAAUUAAAUUGAAAAGUUUUGUACGAAUAAAUUACCGGGAAAAAAAAACGGCAAGGUUCUAAAAUUGAUCCAGUUUUUUUCUACGUGAAAAAAAUCAUUAAAUUUUUUUGAGUGAUUUUUCAAAUUUUUUUGGUAACAUGGAAAGAAAAUAUUCAGCAAAGAAAUUUUGGAACAAUCUUGAAGCUUAGACAUUCACUUUGUUUUCGUUUGAAAAAGAUUUGGCUGUAAAACCUUGAAAAUUUAUAUUUUGCUGACCUUUUUCACCCUUUUUUGUAUUUCACUGCUAGCUUGAGCCAUAGAAAAAGGGUCCUGACCCGAUAAUGCACGAGAUAGUGCCUGGCUUGUAGAGAGCGCAGACAGGCCACGCCCUCUUAGCGUCCCAAGUUAGCCGUAAAUCGGCUAUACUAUAAGUCCAAUGAAACAUGUCAUUUUCUAUUUUUAGGCUGGCCAGAAGCUUCUCAUCACUUCGGUGCUGGACCUGACGGAGGCGAUCCGGCUUCUGAAGGUCGAGGUCGAACAGAUCCCGUCGAUGAACACCGUCGACCAGAUUUCGCUCCUGAAGACGUCGCUCGACAAGUUGACCUAUGGGGCGCCGACCCCCAAUUUGGCUAUCGAAAUGAAGAAGGUGCACCCGGGAAUCUGAUUAACCGUUUACGAGAAUUUCGAGAGUUUUUAGGCCAAAAAGUAAUUUUUCGUAAUUUUUUUUGAUGCGUCUAUUUAUUUUUCUAUUCCUCGGUAAAAGUCUGAAUGGUGGAUAAAAAGGCCGCUAAAAGGCUCAAAAAGGGCCGCAGAAAGGCAGCAAUACGGCCCUCAGAAAGGCACCAAAAGAAGUCCCUUUAUCGAACCUUCCAUUCUUUCUGGGAUUUGGAAGGCUCAAGAAAUGGUGAAAAGAGAGAGGCAGCAAAAAUGGUGCAUAAAAGCCGAUAAAAUGGCGCAAAAAGGCAGCAAAAAAGAAAAAAAAGUUAUUACAUGAAAAAAGGUUCCAGGGGGACAUUGAAAGAGGAGGCCUUCUUCCGAUUCGAAACUCGAGUUCUGAAUUUGGAGACCACUGA
This is a messenger RNA of Caenorhabditis auriculariae, 3920 nucleotides long. NCBI's taxonomy places the organism in Eukaryota, Metazoa, Nematoda, Chromadorea, Rhabditida, Rhabditidae. The record is from the annotation of a GenBank genome assembly.